Molecule: messenger RNA, 813 nt
Organism: Parathielavia appendiculata
Lineage: Eukaryota; Fungi; Ascomycota; Sordariomycetes; Sordariales; Chaetomiaceae
Exons: 2
Coding region: 378-641 (87 amino acids)
Source: RefSeq, a predicted model, not a curated record
AUGCACCCCAGACUUUUGAUACCCCUUCGGCGUCAUUCAACCAAUGAUCAUAUGCCGGUUACCGGCAGUCGGCAAGCCAUGACAGAAACAUGGGGCUCAUCAACUGGGGCUCCUCAACUGCCGGCUAACAUCGAGUUAUGAACGAUGAAGACUUGGCUGGUCAGCACUACACACAGUCCAUAGUGAUUCCUAGCUUCCGCGCUCUUUAUAAAAUCUGGACGCUGUAGAGUUUCGAUUCUAGCGGCUAUUUAUUCAAGCUUACACCUUGAAGGAAGCAAAUCUGGUGUAAUGAAGAGAAGGUUUCUACCUACAGCUGGGACCUGACAGCGUCAGCAUUGGGUCCAGGAAGUUUACAUACAACUCACCAAGACGUCAGGAUGGUCCAACACACGGCAUUGAGCGCGAUCAUUUAUGCUGGCCUCGUCUCGGCUGGCGCGAACCCUCAAGACGCGGUUGACAAACUAGCCGAAUCCAGCCUGCCAAAGCUGGAGGAGUGGCUGAUUAAGAACCCGCAGCCCGGUUACGCCUGCAAGACGGCCGCAAAGCGGAAGGAAUGGAGUGAUCUGAGUCUCGCCGAGCGCAAGCAGUACACAGAUGCUAUUCUCUGCCUGCAGUCCAAGCCCGCCUUGACCAGUAGGUAGGCACUAGGGGCAGAGAGCAGGUUUAACGAUUACGGCAUGGAUAUCAAAUAACGAGCACGAAAUCCGAACUUUCUGACUAUAUUGAUCCUCCCAGUCGUCUUUCAUAUCCAGCAAACUCCCAAGAACCAUGGCUCAGUACGACACGCCUGUGCGAGAACUUACGAUGGGCACU